AUGCUUCCUAGCCAGCAUGUCCAGUACCAAACGGCCCAACUUGAAGACAACUUGGAUGCAGGCGGCUCAAAGAUUGCGGCUCCGAGGCAUCAACGGAUAGCUAUUUCUGAGACAAUGACUCCCACUACCGCGCGAAUACCAAGACACGGUGAAAACCCUGAAGAGCAUCAUCAAAAUGACAUCCAGAAUAUACGUCGUCCAUUCAUGGCUGUCAAAGUAAGCUUCAAGACUGCCCUGGAACUCAACCAUACGCGUGAUAUUCCGAACAACGAUCAAGAGACUGCAUGCACCCAGCCACCGCAGAUUUGUAUUGAGCCGGAUGUUGGGAUCUACCGACAACGCCAGAUAGGGCGAGUUCACCCGGAGCGAGAAGACGAUCAGACAUAA
This is a messenger RNA of Penicillium waksmanii, 387 nucleotides long. RefSeq lists its product as uncharacterized. The coding region runs from base 1 to 387 and encodes 128 amino acids. Lineage: Eukaryota; Fungi; Ascomycota; Eurotiomycetes; Eurotiales; Aspergillaceae. The record is from RefSeq and is a predicted model, not a curated record. The transcript has a single exon.